AUGCUACGAACAAUUCAUAUUGGUCUUCCAUCUAUUCAACCGUCUCCCGAAGAUAGGCCAAAAAUGUCAUCUGUGGUUCUUAUCUUUGUCAGUAAAGGAGAAUCUCUGAUGCCUAUACAACCUGGUUUUCUUACAGAAAGGAAUGGAGAAAUUUCAAAGGUUACUGGAGAGCUUAGAUGGCUUGCAUUGCUCAAUUUAUCUCAUAAUAGUCUCACAGGACCUAUCCCAUCAUUGCUGAGAAAAAUGAAAGAACUCCAAUCUUUAGAUUUGUCCUCAAAUCAACUGACAGGGGCUAUUCCACCUCAGUUAACUGCAUUGACAUUACUUUUCUCUUUAUAUCCUUUCCUUUUGUUUGUUGCUGCAGGCAAUAAUAAAAUAGGUGGUACAUUUCCGUCAUGGCUUUAUGCACUUGGAGAGCUAGAAGUUCUUGUCUUGCGAUCAAAUAAACUCUAUGGUACAAUAAGUGGAAGGAGCAUAGAAGAUCCCUUCCCCAAGUUGCGGAUUGUGGAUCUGUCCAACAAUCAAUUCACAGGCCAUUUGCCAAUUCAAUACUUUAAGAAUAUGAAAUCAACUGAUAAUUUGUAUCGUUAUCAGAAUGACACAGGAGUUUUUUCUUUCCAUUAUGAAGCAUCUGUCUCAUUAACUGUGAAGGGAACAGAGUAUGAAGUGAAAAAUAUCCUUCAUAUUUACACAACCAUUGAUCUGUCCUGCAACAAGUUUCAAGGAGAAAUUCCUGACGUUAUUGGAGAGCUUAGAUGGCUUGCAUUGCUGAACUUAUCUCAUAAUAGUCUAACAGGACAUAUCCCAUCAUUGCUGAGAAAUAUGAAAGGACUCCAAUCUUUAGAUUUGUCUUCAAAUCAACUGAAAGGGGCUAUUCCACUUCAGUUAACUGCAUUGACAUUUCUAGAGGUCUUGAACCUCUCGGGAAACCAUCUUAGUGGAGAGAUUCCUCAGAAAGGGCAGUUCAGCACAUUUAACAUUGAUUCUUAUCUAGGAAACUCCGCGUUAUGUGGUUCACCUUUGAUGAAGAAAUGUGCAAACACAGCAUCACCUCCACAAGAAGCCGGAAAUGGUGAUGAAGAUGAAGCUGGUGAUGAAUUGACAUGGGAAGCAAUCGUGAUGGGAUAUGGAUGUGGACUGAUAUGUGGAUUGUCAUCUGCAUACAUUGUUCUCAAACUAGGAAAGCCUUGGUGGUUUGUGAGAUAUAUCGAAGUACUGCAACAGAAGUUGAUGAAAAGAUAUGCAUGA
This is a messenger RNA of Daucus carota subsp. sativus, 1248 nucleotides long. Its product is annotated as receptor-like protein 9DC3. Gene Ontology annotation, molecular function: protein binding. NCBI's taxonomy places the organism in Eukaryota, Viridiplantae, Streptophyta, Magnoliopsida, Apiales, Apiaceae. The transcript is spliced from 3 exons. Bases 1 to 1248 code for a protein of 415 amino acids. The record is from RefSeq and is a predicted model, not a curated record.